This is a messenger RNA of Astyanax mexicanus (Mexican tetra), 707 nucleotides long. RefSeq lists its product as uncharacterized. Lineage: Eukaryota; Metazoa; Chordata; Actinopteri; Characiformes; Acestrorhamphidae. The coding region runs from base 107 to 637 and encodes 176 amino acids. Gene Ontology annotation, molecular function: cytoskeletal protein binding. The record is from RefSeq and is a predicted model, not a curated record. The transcript is spliced from 7 exons. Gene Ontology annotation, biological process: regulation of cell projection organization. Gene Ontology annotation, cellular component: ciliary basal body.
ACCUCGAUCCAGCAUUAAACACUGCAGGUCUAUGAAAACACUCCAAAAAUGGCUUUAAAGUCAGAAUGGAGUUGACUGCGCUUACGGACACGUUAAGGCUCCCCGGAUGUUGGGGUUCGGCAGCAUUCAGGACCGGGGGCUCGUGCCGUCAGCCCGCGCUGUGUCGGCGCGCGCGGCCACCGAGCUCCGGCUCGGCCCGGGAAGCUACGAGAACCACGCGGUGGGAACCAUCCUUCACAACCUUCAGAGCAGACCAGAGAGCAAGAGGGGCUACAUUUUAUCUCGCACCGCUUCUCGCUUCCCAUCUAUCUCCCAGGCAUACACUCCCUCUGCACAUGAAGAGCAGCAGGACAGGAGCCUAUCAAUAACAUGUUCUCCUGCAAGAGCUCCCUUCAACUCCUCCAAUCAGAGGUUUAGAUCAAACACGACUACACUGUUCAUCACACCAGGUCCAGGAACAUAUGCUCAUGAUACUCCACGCAAUCAGAAAGUCUCCUGGCCCAUGAAGUUCGGCUCACCAGACUGGACACAAGUGCCCCAACCUGAAAGGAAGGCAGCUAGAAAGGAGCUUCUCUGUGACAAAGAGUUCAUCAAACAGAGAAACCGAGUGGCGUACCUGCGCCUGUUCUACACUUGAAGCUGAUGGACAGAAGCAGCAGAAGAUAUGGAUUCAGGAAUUAAGUGAAUAAAUAAACAGCCUAAAGCUA